Brenthis ino (lesser marbled fritillary) is the source of this 1656-nucleotide messenger RNA. Lineage: Eukaryota; Metazoa; Arthropoda; Insecta; Lepidoptera; Nymphalidae. The record is from the annotation of a GenBank genome assembly.
AUGGCCGGUGUAAAUAAAGUACUUGGAGCAUUAGGAAACGCCUUUUUCAUUAUGAGGCGCGUCGUAUAUUAUCUUUUUGCAGUCGUAAUGAAGAAUAUUGUGUGCAUUGAUCAUGAAUUACAUGUAUACAUGAAUGGUACAGAUCCUGUGAGUAGACAGCUUCCUGAGUGUGCAAAAGAACAGCCGAUACCAAUUGGAAUAUUGACAACAAGUGCAGGAAGGCCAGUAGAGAUUCGUGAAAGUGUUACGUUAAAUUCAGAUGGGUUUUCCAAUCCCUACCACAUAGAUCUUCUUACACACGCUGAUAAUGAGAGAAUUCCUGAACGAGUUGUGCAUGGUAAAGGAGCUGCAGCGUUAGGUUAUUUUGUAGUAACGCACGAUGUUUCCAAGUAUACAAAAGCAGAUGUUUUUAAUGGCAUUGGAAAGAAGACUCCCGUGGUUGGUCGAUUUUCAACAGUUGCUCAAAAUUUGGGAGGAACCGAUCUUGCAAGAGAAGCGAAAGGCUUAGGUGUUAAGUUUUUCACCAGAGAAGGAAAUUUGGAUUUGUUAUUGCUUCAUAUACCAGUUUUCUUUCAUAAAGAUCCACUCUUAUUUCCCCAUUUUGUUCAUUCUCUAAAAAAGAAUCCCAAAACCAAUCUCUUUGAUUUUUCUACUCGGUGGGACUUUAUUACCAAACAUGCCAAUGCCUUUCAUGCUUUUAUGUGGUUAUUUUCUGAUUUUGGAAUACCCAAUGGCUAUAGAAAAAUGGAUAUAUUUCCUAUUCAUACAUAUGAAAUCAAUAAUAAACAUGGUGAAAGAUAUUUUGUUAGAUUUAAUUUUCGAACAGAACAAGGCUUAGAAAAUCUACCAGACGAUGUAGCGCAAGAGAUUUCAGCACGGGACCCUGAUUAUUAUAAUCGUGAUCUAUACAAUGCUAUCGAGAACAAAAGCUAUCCUGCAUGGGAAUUAGAAAUGGAUGUUCUGACUUUUGAAAAUAUAAAAAAUCUUGAUUAUAAUCCAUUUGAUGUUACCAGAGUGUGGAAAAAGGGAACAUAUAUUAGGAUGAAAGUCGGUCGUCUUAUUUUUAAUAAAAAUCCUGAUAACAUGUUUAGAGUGUCUGAAUUGAGUGCAUUUAAUCCAGGUAAUUUAGUACCGGGUAUACCUGGACCUGUCGAUACAUUUUUUAGAAGUAGACGUUCAUCGUAUCGGGAGACACAGCUGUAUCGUUUAGGUGCUAACCAUAACAGAAUAAAUGUAAAUGUUCCAUGGCAUUGGAAUGUUUACGAUCGUGAUGGUCCACCACCAGUAAAGGGUAAUAUGAAAGAUGCACCAAACUAUUACCCGAAUUCUUUUCAUGGACCUGUACCAUAUGUUGAUCCAAUCCGACCCAAAGAAAGAUUUUUAGUGUAUGAAGCUAAUGUAGUCGAUUUAGAGCCUGUAAAUUAUUUCUUUAAUCAUAUUUUAGAUUGUGAACAAAGAGAAAGGCUUCUAAACAAUACGAUACCUACGUUACUACCAGUUUCUCCAAAGUUACGUAGAAGGGCAAUACGUUUGUUUACCUUAAGUGACCCCAUAUUAGGCAAGAAAUUGACAGAAGGACUUGAACGAGCAUUGCGAAUGCCUCUGCCUCCUUCACCUGAGGUAUUAAAGGCUCCGUCAUAUCAACAAGAAAAUCAA